Molecule: messenger RNA, 495 nt
Organism: Amphimedon queenslandica
Lineage: Eukaryota; Metazoa; Porifera; Demospongiae; Haplosclerida; Niphatidae
Exons: 2
Coding region: 19-480 (153 amino acids)
Source: RefSeq, a predicted model, not a curated record
GUCUGGACUAGCUUCACUAUGUCCUUUGUGAACAAGCCUGCUAAAAAGGAACAACAGUUUACAACUGAAGUGAACCUAAUCAGUUUCUUGCUGAGAGUUGAUGAUCAUGAGUCUCAGUCUACUCUUGUGGUUGAUACAGCUACAGUUUUUACAGCUACAGUUGAUGUACAGUCAAUUGUUGCUCAUUCUCCAUCACCCUAUUCUUCUACUUCCUCUACUAAUAGUCUAAUACUACUACUAGUACUAUUACCACUACAGAAGUCAGUGUUGGAGCUACACCACCCACUACUUUAUUACAAUAACCUUCGCUACCAAAAAAUUGUGCUAAAAAGGGUGCGUAAAAGAGGGUGUGGCCAAAAUCGCGGCGCGCUUCGCGCGCCCAACCCAUUUCCUGUGCCACACCCAUGCCCGACUAGUAGUCAAAUCCUGCAGCCGCCUAUGAGAAGAAGAGUGAAGAUGAAGAUGAGAACUAUAGAUUGAAACAGGACUUAAAUU